AUGAGUUUCUUAUCAAUUUUUCAAUUUAUAGAAAAUCCUCAAAAUACUGAUCAAAGCAAACAUAUGGUACUUGUCUCAGCACUUCAUGAAGUCGUUAUAAGUAGAGAAACAGAAAAGAAUAUUGAUUCAAUACAUCGCUGUGUAAAUGAAUUAUUAAAAUUAGUUAAUGUUACAGCACAACCAAUAAAUGACAAAAGUGAUAUUAACGAACUAAUAUUUCAAUUUCUUAUUCAAUUAAGUAUCUAUAGGUCUAUGAUAGCAUUCAAACUUGAUGCAACAGAAGUUGGUCAAAGUCUAAUAACUGUUUCAGGGAAAUUAUUAUACUUAACUUCAGGAAAAGGAAUUCUUGAAGUUCUGGUUGGUGAUCCUUUAAGAAAUUUAUCUGAAGCACAAAUUAAUCAAAUUCAACACGAUGAUAUUUUAUAUGCUCAACUAUCCAGAAUUAAAGCUGAAUAUGAAAACGCUGUCAUAAGUCAAAAUACAAAAGUUAAUAACGAAAGUGAUUCAACUGAUAUGGAAAUUCAACAAUCAAAGAUGGUUAUUUCAAACACAAAUUUUGCUUUUAAACAAAGGGCAAAUCAACAACAAAUCCAAGCUAUACAAAAUAGACUUCAAGAACUUAAUCCAAAUGCUUCUAUUAAAAUAGAGAAUGAUGUAGAUUUAGAUUUAAAGAAAGUAGAUAUUUUUGUUUCUACAUUAAAAAUGUCAAGUUUAUAUCCAUGUUUAAGUCCUAUUACUCAAGCACUAAUUAAGUCAGAAUGUAAAGGUCUUGGUGUUAUUUGGCUUAAUACCCUUAAACAAGUAAGAACAGAACUUAUAAAAAAAAUGUUUAUUGAAAGUAAAAAUAAUGGGGAAUUAGAUACAGCAAUACAAAUUAAUGUAUUUGAUGUUUGUGGAGAAACUAUUAUUAGUAAAUACCGUAAAGAAUAUGAAGACAAGGAUAGAAAGAUUCAAGAAUUAAUGAAUUCUCUUAGAAAUGCACAUCCCUAUCAUUUUAAUGUUGAAACACCAUUCUUGUUAGAAGAAAAAGGGGUCUCAGCAUCACCUUAUUUACCAGUUAUAGAAACAUUUAAAAGAAUUAGUGUUUGUAAAUACCUAUAUCAAAAACUCACAAUAGGAGCAACUUUAUUACAUGAAAUAGAAAAUGUUAUUGAUGGAUUUUAUUUAAGAACAGGAAAAAAAAGAGAGGUAUUAGGAGCUGAACAAUUACCUCCACUCUAUUCUUAUUUAUUAUUUAAAUCAAAAUAUCCAAAUGUUUAUAGUGAUUCUAUGCUUAUACAAGAUUUUCUUGAUGACUCUAGUGCAUUAGAUAGAAGAGGUCAUUGGAUUUCUAUUCAUAUGCAAUGUGUUGAAUUUAUUUUAUCAUUAAAUAAAUACCAAAUGGAUAAUAAUUUAAUUUCAAGUUUAAUUACUGAAGGGCAUGAAGGAACAGUCAUUGUUAUUGGAAUGGAAGGUAUUGGUAAAACAACACUUGUUAAAUCUCUUAGCAUGAGAGAAAUUAAAACUGUUGAUGAACAUUGUUUUGGAGUACGUUGUGGUAAAUUAGAGAUAUUAGAAUGGGAUAUAUAUGGAGACAAAUCUGAUAUGAUCCCAAUGCAACAAAUUAGGAAUAUCAGUGGGGUAGUUUUGUGUAUUCCAAAUAUUGAUGAAUACACUAUCAAUACAUCAUUCGCUUUAGCAGCUCCAGUAUUAAAUUCAUUAAAACAUCCAGUCCCAUUGUUAUUAUUAAUGACUCGGCAUGAUAUUUGUCCUACUAUUACUCUAGAAAAUUUCCCUAAAUUAACAAAUUUAAUAUUCAGUAAUAUUAGUCGUUUAGAACUAUCAUUAUGUUCAGUUAAUGGAGGUUAUGGAAUUUAUGAAUCUUUUAUGAAACUUAGAGCUCAUUAA
Entamoeba nuttalli P19 is the source of this 1887-nucleotide messenger RNA. Its product is annotated as vacuolar sorting protein 9 (VPS9) domain containing protein. The transcript has a single exon. NCBI's taxonomy places the organism in Eukaryota, Evosea, Mastigamoebida, Endamoebidae. Gene Ontology annotation, molecular function: GTPase activity; GTP binding. Bases 1 to 1887 code for a protein of 628 amino acids. The record is from RefSeq and is a predicted model, not a curated record.